Molecule: messenger RNA, 1424 nt
Organism: Sorghum bicolor (sorghum)
Lineage: Eukaryota; Viridiplantae; Streptophyta; Magnoliopsida; Poales; Poaceae
Product: MADS-box transcription factor 50
Exons: 7
Coding region: 425-1126 (233 amino acids)
Biological process (GO): positive regulation of transcription by RNA polymerase II
Cellular component (GO): nucleus
Molecular function (GO): protein dimerization activity; DNA-binding transcription factor activity, RNA polymerase II-specific; RNA polymerase II cis-regulatory region sequence-specific DNA binding
Source: RefSeq, a predicted model, not a curated record
CAGGGACGGAAAAGGAAAGCCGAGGAGGCGAGGAGAGAGAGAGAGAGCGCGCGCGCGCGGGCAAGGCAGGCACGCACGCACAGCACACAGGCAGCAGCGCGCGCGGCUGGCUGGCUACGGCCAAACCCUACGCGCCCCCCCGCACCGCGCCCCUUCCCCCUCUUCCCUUCUUCUCUCUCCCACCACCGCCCUCCCUUGCCAUUUUUGGUGAGUGCCCCCUUUCCCUUCCCCAGAUCCCCGCCCCGUUUUCCACUUUUGCCUCCACCGCCGCCCCAAUUCGGAUAACAAACCCCUCCGCCUCGUCGCGUCUCUUCCCAGCCGCAGGAGCCGCCGCCAGCCGAUCCGGGGAAGAGGGAGAGGGAGGAGGAGCUGGGUUCCGGCCGCUCCCGGCUGCGAUUCGAUUGGAGCUGAGCUCUCGCCCAGGAUGGUGCGGGGCAAGACGCAGAUGAAGCGGAUAGAGAACGCGACCAGCCGCCAGGUCACCUUCUCCAAGCGCCGCAACGGCCUGCUCAAGAAGGCGUUCGAGCUCUCCGUCCUCUGCGACGCCGAGGUCGCGCUCGUCGUCUUCUCUCCGCGCGGCAAGCUCUUCGAAUUCGCCAGCGGCAGUGUGCAGAAAACAAUUGAACGUUAUAGAACAUACACAAAGGAUAAUGCCAGCAACAAGACAGUACAGCAGGAUAUUGAGCAAGUAAAAGCUGAUGCGGAAGGCCUGGCAAAGAAACUUGAAGCACUUGAUGCUUACAAAAGGAAACUUUUGGGUGAGAGGUUGGAAGAAUGCUCCAUUGAAGAACUGCACAGUUUGGAAGUCAAACUUGAAAAGAGCCUGCAUUGCAUCAGGGGGAGAAAGACUCUGCUGCUGGAGGAGCAGGUCAAUAAGCUGAAGGAGAAGGAGAUGAAUCUGCGCAAGAGCAACGAAGAUUUACGUGAAAAGUGCAAGAAGCAGCCGCCAAUGCUGAUGGCUCCUCCGCCGCCUCCAGUGCCGGCAGUCAUGACCGUAGAGGACGAUCACCCGGAGCCGAAGGACGACGGGGUGGACGUGGAGACGGAGCUGUACAUAGGUUUGCCCGGCAGAGACUACCGCUCAAACAAAGACAAGGCUGCAGUAGCGGUCAGCAGGUCAGGCUAGCCAGCAGUGCAUGCAGAGGCCCAACCAAUGCAAGCUAGCUGAGAAUAAUCUUAGAUCUCUGGUGCGGAGAACUGGAGAUGCAAGCAAAGCAAAGCAAAGCAAAGCCAAGCCUAAGCCGUGCAGUAUGUUAAGAAUCAGUCGCGUCGUGUGUUUACAAACCUGUGUAUCGUCGCAAAGGCACAUGCGCCAAAACAUCCGUCAGAGAACACUUACCCUUGUCCCCUGUAGCUGCUGAAUGUCGAAAUCUCCUGUGGAUGUGGAUCCAACCAAAUCUCAAGUAUAUUCUCCUGCUGAUGAA